Messenger RNA from Rhodamnia argentea, 936 nucleotides. RefSeq names its product bidirectional sugar transporter SWEET1-like. The record is from RefSeq and is a predicted model, not a curated record. Gene Ontology annotation, cellular component: membrane. Gene Ontology annotation, biological process: carbohydrate transport. The coding region runs from base 81 to 839 and encodes 252 amino acids. The transcript has 6 exons. NCBI's taxonomy places the organism in Eukaryota, Viridiplantae, Streptophyta, Magnoliopsida, Myrtales, Myrtaceae. Gene Ontology annotation, molecular function: sugar transmembrane transporter activity.
CUUCAACUUCAUAGCAGAUUUGCUGUUGUCACUUCGCCUUGUUUACUUUCUUCUCACUUGCUUUUGAUCUGGGGAAAGCCAUGGACGUUCUCCGUUUCCUGUGCGGUGUUCUCGGAAAUGUAGUCGGUCUGGUCCUCUUCUUGGCGCCUAUGAUCACGUUCAAGAGGAUCAUCAGAAGCCGAUCAACCGAGCAGUUCUCGGGUGUCCCCUAUGUGAUAAGUCUUCUUAAUUGCCUCUUCUACACUUGGUAUGGACUACCCUUUGUGUCGUCAGACAACCUUCUGAUUUCGAUCAUUAGUGGCAUAGGAGUAGUGAUUGAGCUCGCGUAUGUUUUGAUCUUCAUCACAUACGCACCAAAGAAGGAGAGGGCGAAGAUCAUGGAACUCUCAGGUCUUGCUCUGAUUCUUUUCAUAACAUUUGCCUUUGUCUCCCUCUUCGCCCUGCACGGCAAGACACGGAAACUCUUCUGCGGCAUCACGCUCGACAUUUCCUCUACCUUCAUGUAUGCUUCACCUCUAUCAGUCAUGAUGUUGGUGAUCAAGAUGAAGAGCGCAGAGUUCAUGCCAUUUCUGUUAUCGUUGUUCACCUUCUUGUGCGGCACCUUCUGGCUCGCAUAUGGCCUUCUUAGCAGGGACCCCUUUCUCAUCCUGAGGAAAAUCUACGCAAUGGUGUUGCAGGUGCCUAAUGGAUUGGGGACUGGACUUGGGAUUGCCCAAUUGAUCUUGUAUGCAAUGUACUGCAAGAACCGGAGUCAUACAACAAACAUUAUUAAGGAUGAAUUCGCAGAGCAGGAUCUUGAAAAGACCAAUCAAAUGCAGAAACUGGGUCGCCACGCUUAAGAUCCAUCGCUUCUGGCACAACAUGACCGACCCUCUUGAAUGUAUAACCACGGCGCGCUGUAAUUAGCUUGCAUCGCAAGAAAGGGUUAUAGAAAAA